UAACGAUACGAUGCCCGAAGUAACGAUUAAUAAUGUUAUCGUUAAUUUUCCUUUCAAACCAUAUUCUGUUCAAGAGGAAUACAUGGCAAAAGUGAUAGAGUGUCUUCAGAAUAGCAAAAAUGGUGUUCUAGAAUCUCCAACUGGAACAGGAAAGACUCUUAGCCUUUUGUGUUCCUCUUUAAGUUGGCUAUUAACCAAAAAAGCCCAAUUGCAGGCAGGGUCAUUAGUCGGUGCCAUAGAGACACCAAAUUUUGGAGGACAUUUCUUUAAAAAAUUAAGUAAUGGACUUAAAGAAGCUGCAGGCAAUUCAGAGCCUUCUUCUAGUUUUAACUGGACAGCACCAAAAAUUAUCUAUGCAUCCAGAACACAUUCACAACUGUCUCAAGCGAUACAGGAGUUAAAGAGAAGUUCUUAUAAACAUGUAAACGUGGCAGUAUUGGGAUCUAGAGAUCAAAUGUGUAUUCAUCCAGAAGUUUCCAAAGAGACUAAUACUUCCAAUAAAAUACAUAUGUGUCAUUGCAAAGUUAAAACUAGAACAUGUAUUUAUUAUAAUAAUGUUGAGACAAGGAAAGAGGAACCUUUGUUCAAACAAGAAGUAUUAGAUAUAGAGGAUUUAGUAAAAGCUGGCCAGAAAUUCAAAUGUUGUCCAUACUUUUUAUCCAGAGAACUUAAGCAAAAUGCAGAUAUAAUUUUCAUGCCAUAUAAUUACUUACUGGAUGUAAAAACACGCAGAUCCCAAGGUGUAGAACUGCAAAACAAUGUUAUUCUUAUAGAUGAAGCACACAAUAUUGAAAAAAUAUGCGAAGAGGCAGCAUCCUUACAGAUAUGUAGUACAGAUAUUGCCAUGUGUAUUAAUGAAGUAACAGCAGUAAUGGAAGAAAUGGCUAAUGAUGUUACAAAUAAUGAUUUUUUAAUGGAAAAUUCAGGAAAUGUACAAAAAGAUUUUACUGCGGAUGAUUUAUGCAUUUUGAAAGCUAUGUUUUUAGAACUGGAAAAGGCUAUUGACUCUAUAAAAAUAGUAAAACGCGAUGAAGGAGACACACUUCCUGGUGGAUAUAUUUUUGAAUUGUUGGAAAAGGCACAAUUAACCCAUGGCAAGGAGCAACUAGUAGUAGAGAAACUAGACAAAAUUAUUCUUUAUUUAACAACUACAAGUACCUCUCCAUUUGCAAGGAAAGGUAAUGCACUCCAAAAAUUCAGUGACCUGCUAAGAGUUGUAUUCAGCAAUGCUAGUAGCUUAUACUAUAGAGAAAAAAUUAAACAAUGUUAUAAAGUAUAUGUUCAGUUAGAGGAAACAAAAAAGAAUUAUAAACAUGAUAUAUGGGAAACAAAGAAAACCACUUUAAAAAAUGAAGGCAAAAUGAUUAGUUACUGGUGUUUCAGCCCUGGUUUUAGCAUGCAGCAGUUAAUGGAUCAAGGUGUACGUUCAAUAGUAUUAACAAGUGGUACAUUGUCUCCAUUAAAACCUUUUAUAUCUGAACUUGGGAUACCAAUCGAUGUUCAAUUGGAAAGUCCACACAUUGUAAAAGGAGAUCAAGUCUGCAUUGGCGUUCUUAGCCAAGGUCCUGAUGGUUUUUCAUUAAAUUCUUCUUUCAAUACAAGGAAUGAUCCAAAAUAUAUAGCAUCUCUUGGACGAACUAUAUUUAAUUUUAGUUGUCUCAUUCCUCAUGGUAUGUUAGUUUUUUUCCCUUCAUAUCCAAUAAUGAAGAAGUGUAGAGAAGAAUGGCAAAACACAGGUUUAUGGACAAAAAUUGCAGACCAUAAACCUAUAUACGUAGAAUCACAAUACAAAGAUGGUUUUAUAAAUAUAAUGAACGAAUAUUGCGAAAAAAUUAAUGAUCCUUCUGGUAAAGGAGCCAUCUUCAUGGCCGUCUGUAGAGGUAAAGUGAGCGAAGGACUCGAUUUUGCUAAUGCAAAUGGUAGAGCUGUAUUAAUUACUGGUCUUCCAUUUCCGCCUUUAAAAGACCCACGAGUUAUAUUAAAACAGCGAUACUUAGAAGAAAUGAGGAGUAACAACAAAGAUGCUUUGUCUGGACAGCAAUGGUAUCAACUUGAAGCAUCGCGAGCUGUUAAUCAAGCUAUUGGCCGAAUAAUACGUCAUAAAAAUGAUUAUGGAGCCAUAAUUCUUUGUGAUUGUAGAUUUGAUAAUCCAAGUUUUAAAAAACAUUUAUCUGCUUGGUUGAGACCUAAUAUUAAAAACUUUACUAAUUUCGGAAUAAUUACAAAGAAUUUAAGAGAUUUCUUUAAAUAUGCCGAACACACUCUACCACAACCAAAUAUGCCGCCUAAAAGUAAUAAUAUUUCGGUGUCUGCAAUGGCGGCAUCUUUUGAUACAACUGUAUCUCGAACUGCGCGAAAUGUUACAAAAUACAUGUCUGAAACAACGACUUCGUUAGAAGAUACUUUUAAUAUAGACUCAUAUACUAAUGAAAAUGGAAAGGACAGCAAAUCAUAUGGUUUGACGAAAAAGAAUUUCUCCGAGCUUCUAGCAACGGAGUCAAAGCCCGUAAUUAAUUUUAAUGAUUGCAAAUUAAAGCAAAAUUAUGUCACCUGUGACCUAACAAAGAAUACCAUUGAACCAAUUACAAAGAGAAGAAAAAUAAAAAUGUUACCUGUAGAAUUUAAUGAGUGCUUGUCUGGUCCUUCAACUUCAUCUGGGAACACAGCAAGUAUAGAUAAUUCGAAAUAUUCGCAACAAAACUCUCAAGAAUCGAACAAUGAUACUGAUAAAAAGGCUUUGGGCAAAACAUACUUAAAAGAGGUAAAACGUUCCUUAUCGGAAACUAAUUACAAAAUAUUUGCAAAAAUGAUACAAGACUAUACAAAGAUGGGCGAUCUCGAAGAGUUGCUCAAAGUACUUGAAAAUAUAUUUCCACGGAAGGAAGGCUUAUUUCAUUUAUUUAUAGGGUUUAAACGUUUUUUAAAAAAACAACAUAUCAAUGCAUUUGAUACUCGCGUCACACGUUUACAAAACACGCAGAUAUUACAUUAAAUAUUGCAAAAAAUGGAAAGACUGAUAAUUUCUAAAUUUAUAGGAUGUUUAUAAAAAGUGUGCUUUAAGUAAGUAUUACAUGUUUUUUAAAUUGUUUAAUUUUUUGUUUAUAAUCACGACAAAUAACAUUAUAAAAUAAAUGUAAAGGUGAAUGUAUUAUUAUUAUUAUUAUUAUUAUUAAAACGUUUAGU
Molecule: messenger RNA, 3183 nt
Organism: Hylaeus volcanicus
Lineage: Eukaryota; Metazoa; Arthropoda; Insecta; Hymenoptera; Colletidae
Gene: Rtel1
Product: regulator of telomere elongation helicase 1 homolog
Exons: 8
Coding region: 11-2992 (993 amino acids)
Biological process (GO): DNA recombination; DNA replication; DNA repair
Cellular component (GO): nucleus
Molecular function (GO): DNA binding; hydrolase activity, acting on acid anhydrides, in phosphorus-containing anhydrides; DNA helicase activity
Source: RefSeq, a predicted model, not a curated record